This is a messenger RNA of Helicoverpa zea (corn earworm), 4171 nucleotides long. Its product is annotated as palmitoyltransferase ZDHHC2-like. NCBI's taxonomy places the organism in Eukaryota, Metazoa, Arthropoda, Insecta, Lepidoptera, Noctuidae. Gene Ontology annotation, cellular component: Golgi apparatus; endoplasmic reticulum. The record is from RefSeq and is a predicted model, not a curated record. Gene Ontology annotation, biological process: protein targeting to membrane; synaptic vesicle maturation; peptidyl-L-cysteine S-palmitoylation. Gene Ontology annotation, molecular function: protein-cysteine S-palmitoyltransferase activity. The coding region runs from base 84 to 1124 and encodes 346 amino acids. The transcript is spliced from 7 exons.
AAUCAGUUUUCAGUUGUCACUUUUUAUUAUCCUUUUUGUGAGGAGAACAUGGAUAUUUUCAGUCCCAUAGUAUAUUACUUAUAAUGGCUUCAUCUGUGCAAAACAAUAGAGUUACGUCUCCUGGAUACUGUGUGUGUUGUAGAACGUGCAAUAUGUGGUGUUGGAGAGCUUUCAAAUGGCUCCCUGUAAUGUUAAUAGUGUCCAUUAUAACUUGGUCUUAUUAUGCCUACGUUAUCCAAUUGUGCAUUUUUACCAUUGAGAGUACGGUCCAAAAGUGUAUCUAUUUGGUAUUAUAUCAUAUACUUCUGAUAAUGUUCUCCUGGUCUUAUUGGCAGACUAUAUUUGCAGAACUCAAACCAAUACCAGAAAAGUUUAAAUUGCCUGAGGCUGAAUUAGAAAAAUUAUUGAGCGCAGAAUCUGAGGACGCUCAGCGGACUAUAUUGGAUAAUUUUGCCAAAGACCUACCCAUAGUAACUAGGACAAUGUCGGGGUCAGUUCGGUAUUGCAACCGCUGCGUGCUAGUGAAGCCUGACCGUGCUCACCACUGCAGCAUAUGCGCUCGAUGCGUGCUCAAAAUGGACCACCAUUGUCCGUGGGUCAACAACUGUGUCUGCUUCUACAACUACAAGUUUUUCAUGCUCUUUCUCGGCUAUGCUCUGUUAUACUGUCUGUUCAUCAUGGCCACGUGUCUACCUUCCUUCAUUAGAUUCUGGAAGGGUGAUUUCGGCAAUGCAGCGACGACGGGAAGAUAUCACGUUGUGUUCGCAUUCUUCGUAGCGUUAAUGUUCGCUAUAUCUUUGGGCUCGCUUUUCGGAUACCACUGUUACCUUGUAAUGAAUAACAGGACUACUUUAGAGGCGUUUAGAGCGCCUAUGUUCCGUGGAGGCGCUGACAAGAACGGCUUCUCAAUCGGCGCCUUCAACAAUUUCAAAGAAGUGUUCGGCAACAGCCCCAAUCUCUGGCUGGUACCUGUCUUCACAAGUUUCGGCGACGGCAUCGUGUAUCCUACGCCGAGCCAGGAGGAAGAGUCGGAGUCACUUCUCAGCUCCGAGCGGUGGGAGCGCUGGGGGGAGCGAGCGAGGCCCUUCGACGAGCGAGAGAGCUCCUCCUUCGACGAGCUAUGAGUGUAAGCCGUUGUAGCGACCGCGGCAUGCAGGCUUGGUACAGGAAUAGGCUAGAUGAUCUACUGAGGAUUUCUAUAACUUAUCUUUCCUGUUUUGUGAUUAGAGAUUGAAAUUUGAGCUAAUGUCAAAAUUCAAUCUCUAAUAGCAAUUUAACGGAUUCAUAGGUUGUAUUAGUCUAUUAUUAGACUUGUAACACUUGAUGCGAUGUUGACACUGCAAAAUUAAAUAGAAGGAAUCUCAAUAACUGGUGGUAAAUACAUAGUGUUGCCAAGCUAUGUACUAUUGGGAUGAGAACAAAAAAAAAUCUGGCAACACUAAAUAUUUAUAGUUCACCCUGAUGUGUUGGUGCUUUAAAAUCACUUUACCUAAGCAAGAGCAUCAAGAUUUAUAAGUCUAUUCAACUCUAGGGCCGCGUUCAGCUUUAAUAGAUUUGGGCAUGAUAUAAACUGGAAUAGUUUGAAGUUGACGCUGAAUGAGAAAUAGUAUUUUUGUUAGGUUAAGCUUUUGACUUUUAAAUAUCUCUGGUUUGUAUGGGAAGUGUGUUUACAUUGAAUUUAAUAUCUUUAAAUAAUAUUUCUGCUAGUUAGUUGCUCAAAUGCGUUAGAUACUUAUUAUAUUACAUGUUGUGUAUGAUAAUAUCUGCAAUACUUUGAAGAUAUACCCUGCAGUAUGUUUUGUUAGUACAAAAGCAGCCAUAUUUAAUUUAUCCGCCAUAUUUAAAAUAGAAUAAUAAUAAAUACUGAUUGUUAUAAAGCCAAGUCUGCACUGUUCGGUCGUCACAACAGCCCGAAGGUAUGAAUUAGAGGUAAUGUGAGGGAAAUGGUGCUGAACUGUAGAAUGAUAAAGAACGGAUAAUAUGUAUUUGUACCUACAUUUGGUAGUGAGCUUUGCCUUACCAAAAUAGUGACUAUGCAAAGUUACAUUAAUCGAAAAAUAUCAUCUAAAUGUUUAUUAUUAUAUUAUAUAGUGUUAUAAAUAGUUGAUAUUUUUAGUUUUUCUUAAUAAUAUUUAUGACUGCCAUGUUUGUUUGACAUGUCAGAGGUGGGCAACAUUUUGGUAUUUUUAUGUAUAUUAUCCGAACCUAUUUUAAGGUAAUUUCUCUAUUAAAAAUAUUCGUUGAUUUCUUAUUCUCCUUUAAUAUGGAUCUCCUACCAAAUGAGAUUUUUGGGUAUUUAGUUGUCUCAAUUAAGUAUAGAGCAGAGUACGAUACCUACUCAGAAUGAAUGCCCACAUAUACAAACAUUGAGGCUUUAUUUUUAAAAUCUAGGGAAUGCAUAUCUCUGUUUACCAAAUGUUGUCCAUCUCUUAGUACGUUUAGAAUAGAUAUAAUUUAAUAAUGAUUUAAAAAAAUAUCUUCCUAUUCGCUUAAACCACUUCAUACAUAUUUUCCAUUUUUAUAUUCUAAAAUUUAAGGGUACAUGGCACGUUACGGUACUUAUUUAAUGCUGUGUAUAAAGUGCUUAUGUAUGAGACUGUGUAGGGAGAUUGUCAAGAUGUCUAUAGUAUUUUUCUCUUUAACGAAAAUUUAAAGUUAAAUGUCCUCCUCCGAUUCAUAUGGUCCCUCCGACAACCACUCCAUUUGUUUGCUUAAUGGGGAUUUUUUUUAAAAGUGAUUUAAAUCAAGCAUAUUAAAUUCAAAGAUCUUUUAAAUUCGAAGACAUGCUAAAACUUAAUUUCUUUCGUACUUUUCCUCAUCCAAAUAUCUAAGUAAUCUUUAUAGCCAAAGGGCCCUUCCCUGUGUGCAUCUCGAGCUUCUUUCGUUUACUUCGUGUGAUACAUUUUCUUGGGUUUCCAUGGUUAAAAUUCAAUAAAAUCAAGGAUCUGUUCAUACUGCUACUGAUCAUAAAGUACAUUAUUUUCUAUAUAAAUUAUUUAGGAGCUUAUAUAUUUGGGAUUGAAGAAGUUGGUGCCCAUUAAAAUAAUCUGAAGCAGGUCUAUAAUUAAAAUCUUUGUGUGCCGCUAAUCUUAGGAAGCUUUUUUUUAACCUGUGACAUUCAUUUAAAUAUAAAAUAGUUAACUUAUAAGGCGACUUUAGCUGUGUGGAUCCAUGUAAGAUAAUUUUUGUACCUCUUGAGCUACUUAAGAAUGGAGUAAAAUUAAUUUAAAAUAAAUGUAUUUUCUUAAUUAUUUCUAUUAAUCAACUAGGUAUAUUGUAUUUGCAACAGUAUUACUUAAAUUGCAUUCCUUAAUACUUACUCUUAAUUUAGAGCAUAUUAUUUUUAUUUAAUGUAUUUGGGAGUUAUUUUAGUUUUUGUCGUAGAAAGUACUUUUUGUUUGUAGCUUAUUUGAAAUAUGACGGGACAGUUUUGUAAAACAAUUAUUAUCUAAAUAUCCGCUGAUAUAAAAUAUAUGUGUGGUAUAUUAUAUAGACCUAUAAUGUGUUUUUCCGAUAAAUGUUCUAGGCAGAUACAAUAAUUGUGUGUAAUAUAAAACCGCUCGUGGACUAAUUUAGUCUAUGGUAUAAAAUAAAUAUAUAGUAUACAGUUUUGUUCAAUGCAAACUAUGCACAUAUUUUACAAUGACAGAUAGUUAAAUUUUUGAGUCAGGAAAAGAGGAUUUUUGUGUACUUACUAAAAUUUACCUUAUUUAGAUAAAAUGAACAUCCCGUUUUUUUCAGCUUGCAAAGCUAUCAUCAUUCAAGUAAUACUGACUCGUUAAAUCUAGAAAAAUACUCUUCUCUCAAUCGAUAUCAUUUACACCUUUAAUUCGUCAUUUUCAUUUCAUUCAAUCCCUGAAUUUUAGGAAUAUACCCAAUCCUUCAACGAAAUCCUAGUCAUAUAUUUUUUUACUUUUUUUAUGUUUUAUUUAUACUUACUAUGAGAAUUCCAGAGGCAUUUAUUAUAUAAUUAUAUUCCUACUCUAAUUAAGCGAAUUGCUAUCACAAAAUUAAUACUUAUUUUUAUAAAGGUUAGUUGAUGCCUAUACGGACUGUAAAUAAGUAGAAGAAUUUAAUGGAUUUAUUUAUAAGUGUCUAUGAGGACACGAUGUGCAAUGAUUUUGUAAUUUAAGUACAAUGGUGAUGUGUAAAAUAAAGAGAACAAAACUUA